Molecule: messenger RNA, 504 nt
Organism: Microthlaspi erraticum
Lineage: Eukaryota; Viridiplantae; Streptophyta; Magnoliopsida; Brassicales; Brassicaceae
Source: the annotation of a GenBank genome assembly
AUGUCAACAAAUCUCCACCUUGCGACGGUGGUUCUCUUCUUCCUCACGGCAAGCCAAAGCGGCAUAGCGAUGGCUCGCCCCAUGGUUCCCGGUGCGCGGGAUCCAUGCGCCGUGUCGGAUUUCAAGGUGUUGUGCAGAUCAGUCGUGAAGGGCCAAAAGAACGUCAACGCAGCGACGGAAGUGUCCAUCAGAGAGCUGAUGAAGAGGACGAUCAAGGCAAAACAAGCCGCAGCGACUGGCCGGAAAAGUGGAGGAGGACUCAAGACUUGCUUCUCAAACUACGAUAAUGCGCUUGAAAAUCUACAAAAGGCGUUGAAUAACAUUAAAGAGAAUGAUGGAUUUAGCCUUAACAUCAACCUCAGUGCCUCAUUGACCCAGUUUGAUACGUGCAGCGACGCCAUGGGCGGUGAUAAGGCGUCGAAUACUGUCUUCGCUAAAUCUACAAGCACCUUGCAUGAAAUGGCUGAUAACUGCUUGGCCCUCUCUACCCUUGUUAAACAAUAA